CUGGCGUCCCAGUUCCUGAGAGUGACGAAGCAGUACCUCCCUCACGUGGCCCGCCUGUGCCUGAUCAGCACCUUCCUGGAAGAUGGCAUCCGCAUGUGGUUCCAGUGGAGUGAACAGAGGGAUUACAUUGAUGGCACAUGGAACUGUGGCUAUUUCCUGGCCUCCAUCUUUGUGUUCAUAAAUCUCUUCGGACAGCUGAGCGGCUGUAUCCUGGUGCUGAGUAGGAACUUUGUGCAAUAUGCCUGCUUUGGACUGUUUGGAAUUAUAGCAUUACAGACUAUUGCAUACAGCAUUCUAUGGGACCUGAAGUUCUUGAUGAGGAACCUUGCCCUUGGGGGAGGCUUGCUGCUGCUUUUGGCUGAGUCGCGCUCAGAGGGGAAGAGCAUGUUUGCUGGUGUCCCUACCAUGCGGGAAAGCUCUCCUAAGCAGUACAUGCAGCUGGGGGGCCGUGUGCUGCUCGUCCUCAUGUUCAUGACACUGCUACAUUUUGAUAUGAACUUCUUUUCUAUUCUGCAGAACAUUGUGGGCACAGCCCUGAUUAUCUUGGUGGCAAUUGGCUUCAAGACUAAGCUGGCUGCCUUGACUCUAGUCAUCUGGCUGUUUGGCAUCAACAUCUACUUCAAUGCCUUCUGGACCGUCCCAGCCUACAAGCCCAUGCACGACUUCCUCAAAUAUGAUUUCUUCCAGACCAUGUCUGUAAUCGGAGGGCUCCUCCUCGUGGUUGCACUGGGCCCUGGCGGAGUCUCCAUGGAUGAGAAGAAAAAAGAGUGGUAACAGGAAUAGCAACACUUCUUGGGACAUAACGUAUUAAGUCCAGAACUGAUUCUCUAUGGAUUCAACAAAAACUGCCAGCAUUUUACACGUACAUGCCCCCUUCCUAUUAAAGGCACAGAUGUUUUGAAUUUGAUUUACAGUGGCACCAGUAAUACAAUAGAUAAAAUCCUAUUUCUUCAAGGAACGUUGCCUAGGCUUAUUCUAACUUCCUAGAUUUGGAACUAACCCAAGAAACCUGCAUUUUGCUGAUGCUUCAGUGAGGUUGCAGUAGAACAGUUGCUGUCUUUAAUGUCAGCAAUUUUUUAAAAUUUGAAGUACUGUGAGCAGAUACAGCUGUACCAUUCAGUGUGCUGUUGGGUUCUAGCUAUAACUAAAAAAGUGGAUCCCCUUUCUCACUCUCUUCAAAACUGUCUUGUGCAUAAGGAGUUCCAUUGCUGGUUAUAGCAUUGCUUAUCAAGGUGGAAAGCAGCAUCAAAAAAAUCACUGUUGUUUUGCUGCUCAGAGGCCUGUAAUUCCAUUUUGUUUAACAAGAGGGGAGGUCUUUCCUGCCCCCAAAUAGAAGGCAAAAAGAAAACCCUGAAAGUAGUUGUACUCACCUCUAGGUGAGAAAAGGGAGAGGGUUUUCUAAUGUGUCCCAGUUCUGCUCUUGAGGGGAACGAGGGACAAUCCUGUAUUGCUAAUCAGGAAUCCUGUAUGGCUAAUCAGAUUUCAAGGAGGAAGGGGGUGAGAUACUCCUGAAGAGAGAGAUU
Molecule: messenger RNA, 1523 nt
Organism: Fulmarus glacialis (Northern fulmar)
Lineage: Eukaryota; Metazoa; Chordata; Aves; Procellariiformes; Procellariidae
Gene: SURF4
Product: surfeit 4
Exons: 6
Coding region: 94-774 (226 amino acids)
Biological process (GO): Golgi organization
Cellular component (GO): endoplasmic reticulum-Golgi intermediate compartment; membrane; endoplasmic reticulum
Source: RefSeq, a predicted model, not a curated record